AUGUCUGAUCGUCGUCGCAGCGCCGAAUGCGGAUCCGUCGGUGAAGUGCCUCUCAACAACGUCCCGCCGAUCAUGAAGGGCGCCUCGGUCCAUGGCUGGCCCGGUGGCCAGGCGCUCGACAUUGAAGAGGCGAUUGCAUCCGAGCAUCAAGCCGUCAAAUGCAUGAUUGAGAAAUUACCGCUACAUAAAGUGGAGGACGCUGUCAGGCAUAUGGAAAGCGGAAGGGUGAGGUUUAUCAGUGUUAAUGUGAAGGAUUAG
Molecule: messenger RNA, 258 nt
Organism: Parastagonospora nodorum SN15
Lineage: Eukaryota; Fungi; Ascomycota; Dothideomycetes; Pleosporales; Phaeosphaeriaceae
Exons: 2
Coding region: 1-258 (85 amino acids)
Source: RefSeq, a predicted model, not a curated record